Didymella exigua CBS 183.55 is the source of this 1320-nucleotide messenger RNA. RefSeq lists its product as uncharacterized. The transcript has 4 exons. The record is from RefSeq and is a predicted model, not a curated record. The coding region runs from base 1 to 1320 and encodes 439 amino acids. Lineage: Eukaryota; Fungi; Ascomycota; Dothideomycetes; Pleosporales; Didymellaceae.
AUGGCCGACCCCACGACUAGACCAGAGGUCGACGUUUUGCUCAGGAACAGGCUAAGAGAGGAGGGAUACGAUGUUUACUUCGCCAAUCCGCAAUUGACCGAACCCAGCCAACUCAAGCAAGAAUACCGCCGGUUCAAGUUCAGCAUCAGCAAAAGCACCUACGAUGAUCAGAUUCGCAAACUCAAGCGUUACAACAACAGUUUGACACAAUUGACUGAAACGUCACUCACUCUCGAACCUUCAAGACGUCGCGCGACUAAAAGCUUUAGAGCUAUCCAAUAUCACGUUGCCAACCUGCGUAUGGAGAAUAGGGUCAAGACGCAGCGGACGGAGAAAGACACUACUUCGUGUGCACCGUUUCAUUUCAUCUUCACGCAGGCGGUUGAUGCCUCGACCAACUCGCUUCCUUCUUGGAAAGAGGCGGAGAUACGAUAUGUCCCUAAUGCCCUGGAAGAGAGGCCACAGGCUCCUAAGGCAUUGCGUGCCAAUGAGUGCUCUAGCAAGAAGAAGCGGUCAGUGCGGUUUGGCUCGAUCGAGGUACAGCUGUCGCGGCUGCCAGAUACCGCUGCUAAGAAUACUGCCAUCGCUCAAUCAGCGACCGCCGUCAAGCCUGACUCGAAGUUGUGCAAGAUCCAGAACCUGUGCGUAGCGAUUGCACAGCUAUCGCCAGAGCAUGACAUAUGUGUAGGAUUUCUGCUCGACACCUCGCAGCAAAAACACGGUGUGUACUCGCUGACGACGGACCAUAUUCGACAAGACUGGGCGAGUUACACACUAGACGAAGUCUUGACCGGACCUCAGUCCCAUCUCGCGCCGAUCAGCAUGCGCGACAAACUUCGACUCAACGAGGAUUGGAAACAGACCGAGGUUCUGUUCGUCAAACGUCCAGGACUCCCGGCCUCCUCAGUCUACGAGCAUCCUUACGUCUGUUGUGACUUGUCCCAGAGCGCUGCGCAACAAACUGUGACUGCUCCUACGGCGACGUAUCGAGUCAUCCGUAAUAAGGCUCUGUACAACCUUGGCAUUGUGCUGAUCGAGCUCUGCUAUGGGAAGCCGAUGCGAGGACUUGAGGAGCCAGAGGACUUGCAGUGCGAUGGCACCCCAGGUGUCGAGUGGUGCAUCGCGAACCGAAUCGUCAAAACAAAGCAGACAGAGUCCGUUCUAGGAUGGCGGUACAGUGAUGCCAUAAGACAUUGCAUCUGGUGUGAUUUUGGCAUUUUUGACGCUGAUCCUGAUAACGAAGAGUUCCAGUCGGCGGUACACGAGGGCGUGGUUGAGCAGCUGGAGGAAUCGCUCAGGUACUGGGAGGGUCAGCCAUAG